Corythoichthys intestinalis (scribbled pipefish) is the source of this 2134-nucleotide messenger RNA. Its product is annotated as rab11 family-interacting protein 4A-like. Bases 221 to 1753 code for a protein of 510 amino acids. The transcript has 13 exons. Gene Ontology annotation, biological process: endocytic recycling; regulation of cytokinesis. Gene Ontology annotation, cellular component: midbody; endocytic vesicle; cleavage furrow. Lineage: Eukaryota; Metazoa; Chordata; Actinopteri; Syngnathiformes; Syngnathidae. The record is from RefSeq and is a predicted model, not a curated record.
UCCAUUGCCACUUCCAUUAGCAAGACAAGGAGACAGUCAUUUCGGAGCGUGUGGGUGGGGGGAUUCGUACGUAUUAUCUCUGGUCUCUUCGUUUAACACCAUCACCACCAUUAUCCGUAGAAUUUCAGUAUUCCGCAAAUGCCAUUGAUCGUCACAGCCGCAUCAGUACCGUUUGAUUACAGUACCAUCCAGUUGUGCAGUCAAUUUGAUUGCAAAACGCAUGCGUGGACAUUUCGACCAGCAACAUCAAGGAUUUCGACGCGUGAUUUCCAAGCAGGUCAAACAAUCGAUGGAUAUUGCUCUUCGAUUCGGCCAAGGCGACGAGACUAGAGAGGAAAAUCUGGACCUUCCUAUUAUUUUGUGCACGCAACCUUAUCCAGAAAACUACGCACAUAAGGAAUAUGAAGAGUGUGAAAUGGAAAAAUGUGUUGGAAAUGUCAACGACUCUGAUUUCUUGGAUCCUCUUUUGCAAAAACGGGAGGAAAAAUUUGAAGACUAUGGGGAAAGGAAAGAUGUGGAUUACUCCCCAAACAGCCCAAGCCCUGAUAAUGACCCCAAGGUCAAUUGCUUUUCAAAUUUAGAAACCUCCCUUCCAUCAAGUGGAGGACAUGCAACUCGGAAAAUUCAGCAGCUGUAUACUAGUGAACUACUGGAUAUCAACUGUUCUCAGUGCUGCAAGAAAGUGAACCUGCUAAAUGAUUUGGAUGCUCGCCUUCGAAACAUCAAGGCGAGCAGCCCCAACAGAAAUAUAUCCAGCACGGCAUUCGGACACCAACUGUUCCAAGCCAACCACAAUGCGCUGGAUUCAAGUCAAGAGAGCAGCACGGAGGAUUUAUUCACAGAAAGUAUUGACUCUUGUGAUCUCAACAUUACAGAGAAGGUAAGUUAUCUUGAGAAGAAAGUGACAGAACUGGAGAGCGACAGUUUGAUGAAUGGGGAACUCAAGUCUAAACUCAAACUGGAAAAUACACAACUUGUCCAUCGUGUACAUGAACUAGAGGAGCAGAUGAAGGAUGUCGAGGCGAGGGCAGAUCAGAAUCUGGAGGAAGAGACGAAGAGACACAGUGAAGUUUACUGCAAGAUGGAGAGGGACAGAAACACUGAGAUAGAUUUACUUUGUACCAGAAUACAGCAGUUGGAGGAAGAAAAUGGAGAAAUGAAGACGAAUGUGUAUCGACUCAAGUCUCAGGCAGAGAAACUGGACCAGGAGAAGCAAAAGAAGAUGGACAAGCUAGAGGACACAAGCCUGAGGCUAAAAGACGAGAUGGAUCUAUAUAGGAAGGUAAUUGACAAACUGUGGCAUAACCGCCGUGAGUUUAAUAAGGAAAAGGAGGCUAUGCAAGAGCUGAUCGAUGAUCUACGCAGAGAACUGGACUACUUGCAUUUGUUUAGGAUGGAAGUGGAGCAUCCCGGAAAGGGAAAGGGCCCUUAUGAGCACAAUACAAAGCCUAGAGAGGUGGAAAUGGAACAAGAAGUCAAAAAAUUGAAACAGGAGAACCACAAAUUGCGAGAUCAGAAUGAUGACUUGAAUGCUCAAAUUCUAAGUCUAAGUUUGUAUGAGGCAAAGAGCCUGUUUUCCUCCCACUCAAAGGUCCAGUGUUUGGCUGCUGAGAUUGACAAUGCAUCAAGAGAUGAGCUGGUUGACGCUUUGAAAGGACAGGAGGAGAACAACCUGCGUUUGAGGAAAUACAUGGACAAAAUAAUUUUGGCCAUUCUUGACCAUAACCCCUCAAUUCUGGAGAUCAAAUGUUAAACACAAUUCAAUCGAAAAUAUCACAAUGUUAAAUGGAUAAAUAUCAAUAGAGGUACAGUCUGUGUUCAUGAACAGUGUUGGGAGUUAAGGUUUACAAAGUAUCAAAUUACUGUAAUAUUGUUAAUUAUUUGAGUAUGACCAAAUAUUACCCACUACAUCAAAAAACUAGCGGGAUGACUAUACUGAACCGUAAGAACAUGAUUAUUUAUGUUAUUCGAGCCAGCUGUUCUUUGCACCAAUGUUGUUGUCGUUGUUGGUCUUCUUCUUUGUCUUCAGAUUCUCUCGAUGUAUUCCGGCAAGCUUUGCAUAGUGCAAUGCUGCCCCUUCUGUUCAAUUUACAUAAACACAAAUGUUGUUCCUCGAUGGGGAAAAUGCCACAUA